UCUGUUCAUGUUUUCCAGCAAAAUCACAUUUUGAUUUGCCCGAUUCCAAUGCAAAAUGACUCAAUUCAGCAAAAAUAGUUCGUGAGAUGGAGAUUUAAUUAUUGAGAUGAAGAUCUAGGAUCCAUUAGCGGGAUAAAAAUAAAAAAAGGUCGGGAAGUGCAACGUGAUCUUUGUAGACGACGUAGGAGGCCGAGGCCAGGAGGACAGGAGUGACUAAUGUAAACAAGAAAGAUAUGAGGAAAACCAGAGCUAAAGUUACUCAAGUUGAACUUUGGUAUUUGGCCAACGCAACGCCCACUUGAUCUCCCUAAAAUUUUGUCAAACCCAGGUCACAAUGGCCAAAUUUAGGGGGAAUUAUUGAGUUUCUACGAGGUUAUUUUAUUGGCCUGGCUGUAGUACCCGUUGACAGCUGAGAACUGACAAGGCUACACUGCAAGCAAGCUAGAAUCGUCAUCCUGGGCUAAGCAAGGCUAUGCCUGCGAAACGAAUAUUUAGACUGAAUUAGGUCCACCACCAAGAAGAAUGAAUACAUCACUCCUGAGUAAUGCUGCCAGAGAUGAUAUUGAUGAUGCUUCUGUUGAGGAAGAGGAGGACCCACAUGGAUUUCAUGUGGUGGAGACUUGCAUCCUGCAGCGACAGUCAUCAUUAACACACCAGUCUCCAGUUCCCAGUACAGUGAGUUCGACGCUGGAUGAACUAUUUACGUGUGAGGCAAUAAUGAUUACAGAUGGUGAAGCUGGCAGUCAAAAUACUGUUGCUGUGCUGCGAUAUGUCAGGGAGAGAAUCCUGAAGCCCCGUGAUGUUAUUUUAUCAUUGUUAGGUUUUCGUGAUUGGGCAAAGGAUGGUUCUGGAUGGUGUAUGUGUACGAAAUUUUUGAAUGUUAUAUACUGUGCUAUUGUGGUAUUGUUCCUCUGUAUAGGACCUGUUCUGCAGUACAACAUGUGCUUUAAACGAGACCAGGGAAUUAAAGAAGGUGUCUUCAUUGUUCAUAACAAAACUACAGUUACAGAACCACCCCGUACCAGCAAGUGUUUGGGCAACUACUUGUUUAUAUAUAUCAUCCCAAAUGUAAUGUUCCAGAUAGCUUACUUGAUGACAUGUCUGGUGCUCAGAUGUGGUGAAUCUGAGACUCUUCAGACUCUACUUGAAAGGGUGUACCUUAUAGCAACAUGCUCACCUUGGGAGGUGGUAAAACACAGGCGCCUCGAUCACAUAUGGAUUGCGUGGGUUAUGAUUGGGUUUAUGUGCCUCAGCUUAUCUCUUUCAUCUAUGAUACUUCAUCUAGUCACAGCCAAACACAUUCCAUGUACGAUAAUUGCUUCUUGGUUGUCUUAUAUGCGGAAAUAUACGUUAAAUGGCCACCAGACACAUGGAAAACCUGCAGAGAUAUCAUGGGUAAAUUUGACAGCAAUGACUUGCAACCUUCUAUGCUGGAUGUUUUCAAGUGUAGUACCACUAGUCAUGGCUGCAAAGGUUUCAAAUGAUUUUAAAGUACUUAAUAAGGUUGGAAGCACUUUACAUGCAAGACCAUUUGUAUAUCAGCUGACACCACAACAAGACAUAGAUUCAUUUCUUUUGUAUGUGACAAGCCUCCGUCUGAAAGCAAAGAUUUUAUGGGUUCCAAUUCGAACAUACUUCUUAGUUUCAUUUUUGAUGUUACUGGUCAUGUUUACUAUGGUGCUAGGAUAUUUGUACUUUUAAAACGAUAUUGUUUAAAAGAUUAUUGUUAUAUAUUUCAAUGUAAUCUCUCAUUACUUGCAGAUUCUGUAAGAUCACAAUAAUGCAAAUUUUUUUGUUUUUUUUUUUGGUAAUAACUACGAUUAUGGGUAUUUCUUGUCAUUUUGUAACAUUCUCCUUUGGAGACCCGCUUAAUGUGUUAUUUAGUACUUACUGUCAACUCAUGCUUAGGAGCAUUUUGUUAUCUUCACUUGUUAGUAAUGAGAGAUUAUCAUAGCAUUUAUUAAAAGUGUAGCAGAACUAAAAUAUUUUUUCUAAAGCACAUCAAAAUCUAUUAAUGCCAGCUCAGUACUACGCACAAAUUCAUGUAUAUUUAUAGAAGAAAUUUAUUUGUGAAUAGUAUUUACAAAAUUCUAAACCAUUCCUGCAUCCUUACAGUCAAGUUUAUAUAUAACAAUAUCAAACCCUCUAAACAGAAAGGGAAAAAGCCCAAAAAUUUUAAGAGAAAAUGUGUAGAGCAUUACAUUGUUGUUCAAGAGCUUGCAACAGCCCUUAUCUCUCAUCAAGAAGUACUAGUAUGGUGGUACUUCUGUUCCUUUAUUAGCCAGAUGACUUCCUUUAUCUCAAAGCAAGAAGUAGGAUGACCCCAUUUCUGGUUCUUAGUAAUCUACUUUAUCAGCCAAUAACUUCCUUAUGUCGUCAGAGCAAAAAGGGAAAUUACUUCAUUUCUGGUUUAUCUCAUUGCAUAAAGUGAUAUGAUCAUAUUUCGUUGUUCUUUAUUAGCUAGCAUCCCAACUUACUUGGAAGUUUGGUUAUUACUGUUUGUAGGCUUUACUUUUCAAAUGUGCCUUUAAUAUGCACACUAUUGAUAAGCAAAGCCCUCCAUGUUUAGCCAUUUUUUGGCAGACAUUUUCAGAAAACUGCCUAGGAGUUUGAGCAGAUAGUACCUUUUAAAAACAAAGGUGUGGUAUAUGUCUUUCUUUUGUUGUUGUUACUACUUUACUGUGCUUAGUGCAGCAGUUUUGUUAAACUAUCUAGCCAUAAUUACUUCAGUAGUCACCUAACUGUGAAGCAAACUAUUGUCAUUAUUCUGCUUAGUUUGACUACACUGCAGAGGAACAUGUCUAGAUUUUCAUAGGACUGGGCUACAAGACUUCUUCCUUAAUGCAGGUUAAAAAGUGGAGCAACAUGAGGUUAAGAGGUUUGGAAACUAAAUGGGGAGAGACCAAAGGAAAUGGACAGAGUUAAAUAAAUAUAACAAAAAUCUCUUCAAGAGUUAAUGAAGGACAAUUCUAGCAUUCAAAAGUGAAGAAAAAUCUAUGUGAAGGGCUUCUCUGGCUUUUGUCUGUUCCCUCCCUCGUUAUCAGUUGCAGAGAUGGAUUUAAGGGAGGAGUUUGAUUGGCUGAUGAAGCUGGCAUUUUAAGUAGAUAUUAGGUGAAAGUAUUAUUCUAGAUGUACGAUAUCUCGGCACUCUUUGAUAAAGUCACAUUAACUUUCAACUAGUGCUUUGGUCUGAGUUACAUGUAAAAAGUAAAAUAUAUGGCCUUCUUCAAAGUGCUUAUGAACAUGGUCAUGAUGCUAUUUCAGGAAAGUACAGUAUUGUUAAUGAAAGUCUGUCUAAGAUUUGGAUUUUGUAAUACAGUACUAAACUCCUUUCAUGAAUUUUUUCAAAUUUAUUGUGCAGGUUUAGCUAUCUUUAUUUUUAAUUUGUUAGCUGUACUGCACCUGUUUUUUUUUAUUACAGAAGAAUGUAAGACUUACUCAUCAAUUCUGUUUCUCUUGCCUUCAUUAGCAAAACAUUAUGCUUGACAGAAAACUGCUAAUAAUGAAGGGUUAUUUCUAAUGAAAUAUUAUAGGAUAAAAAAAUAUAUUUUUGUUAUUAAUUACAAACUCCACAGAUAAAAAAGGAUAACAUUUAUUGCCACUACUAUAACUUUAAUGUGAUGUAAAACAUGAGAUGAAAAGCAACUUUAAGAAAAAGCAGAAAGAUACCUAAAAUCCAAUGCACACAGACAAGGUUAGAUUAGAAUGGAUUAUAAGCCUGAGUUUCCAUUUUUUAUCAAUAAUUUCCAUCUGCAUGACGAAAGGCAAAUUGAAGCAAAAAUUACACCGAAAUCAAUAUACAAGGAGAAAAGUACACACACUAACAGGUCACAAAAUUGAUUUCUAAUGAGAGAAGCUAUGUAAACCUCAUGUUUGAUCAUGGUCAUAGUUUAAAAAAAAAGUAUGUGUGAGGGAUUUCAGCUUAACAUUCACCCAAAAGAUCAAGCUGCCUUAUAAUAAAAACACUUCUCAGCUAAUGCAGCUUUUAAAAGCUGGCAGUAUAAUAUUACAUUCCCUUAAAAAUAAUUCAAAUUGGUUGGACCUGACGACUUUAGACAAUGCAUUAACAAUCGCAUAUGCUAAUAUAUUUUUUCAGUGAUGGUAAAUCUGACUUUUACCACUAAAAUUCUUGAAAAAGUUGACGACAAUCCUCCUUUCUUCUAUUGUUUGUGAUGUAUGUACAGUAUAUCUUACUGUUUUAGUGAAAGACCUUUGCUCUUUGGCUUUCCUUGUGCAGCCUUAUCCUACAAAAUGUCUCAUCCUGAUGUUGUGGGAAUGAAAACCCCCUUUUAGCUUCCCAGUUUCAUGAUAGUUUGAAACAAUUGUUAUUGUUAUUUGUACUGUUUCCAAAAUAUGAAUCUCGGCCUCACUUGGAAUUUUCUCUAUCAUUUGACUUGCCCUCAUUUAAGAGUCAGGUCUUCAUCACUUAUGCACCAAUAUCCACCAAUGCAAGCUUUUCGUGGACCUGGAUUUCUUUUAGGUAGUCAUUUCCCUUCUUGAUCUCUAUACUAUAUAUUUUUCUUUACCUAGAGAAACAAGAAACAUGAAAAAACCUAUUGAGGGAGAUUAUUUUAAUGUUAAUUUUCCCCUAAUGUAAUAGGAACUGUCUCCUGUUUUUGUAAAAAUACCUCAAUGCUGACUGGAGGUAGAAGGCUGAAUGGUAAGGCAUAAAAAAAGCAAAUAUGAAUGGAUGACAACCAAGAGAAGCGAUUGUAAUUUGGAUGGAAAGGCACAUCUACAAAAGUUUUUUGAACACAUCCAUCUGUACUUAUAUUGAAGUUAUAUAAAGGGCUAUUACAAAUUAUUUUAUAUGGUAACAUACUCUAUUAGUAAAUUAAGACAUCAGUGUUCAAUACGGGUAUAAGUGCUUCACAACAUUGUUAAUAUUGAAAUUGCUUCACAACAUUGUUAAUAUUGAAAUUGCUUCACAACAUUGUUAAUAUUGAAAUUGCUUCACAACAUUGUUAAUACUGAAAUUAACUUGAUUGGGACUGAAUGGCUUCAUUUAUGUAGCAAGUAGCAUGGACUAAAGUGCAAAGCCUCCCCCAAAAAUGUUAUCUCUUUUUGGCAUUUUUCUCUACUAUCUUGAUGGUGUUAUCUUUCAUGCAAAACAUCUUCACUUUUGUGCUGAUUUUCUCUUUUUCUUGGUCAUUUAUGUAAAAUUAAUUUUAAAUCUCAAUUUUUUUAUUUCUUGUUUUCACUGUCACUUUUAAUGUGUUCUUUUAAAUUUACUCUUUUGAUGCAAGUGGAAUAUCUUUUAUUUUAAAGGAAUUGUAUGAUACAGGGCAUUUUAAGUUUUUAUGUUUUUAAUUAGUUUUAUAUGGAAAAUGAAUUUGUAUUCAGUUCAUUUUGUAAAUGUUCUUGUUUCAUUAGGAUUCAAAUAUGUUUUAAAAAUCUGUAUGUUGCUGCUGUCCUUAGGUAUAGUGCCGUCAUACUUUAUCUAGUUUAGUUAAACUCAGAAAGGUUGAUUCUACUUACUAAAUUUCUAUCUGAUUUUACAAAGUAUAGUUAGUUUAUAAUUUGGAGCUUUAUUAUUAUUAUUAAUACAAGAUGAGAAUAACUUAAUAUGGAACUUGCCUAAAAGGCAACUAACUUGCAAAGCAAGCAUAUAUGUACAUAAUAUACUGUCUGUAUGCAAAGAGAAUAUAAGAAGUAUUGAAGAUAAAAAACAAAUAUGUACACAUAUAAAGAGCAGUUGGAGCAGUGAUUGGAAAAGGAUUAUUGCUGUGCCACAACCUUCAAGCUUUAUUGCUUUGUUAUAACUAUUAAUCUGCCCAGCUAGGUGGAAUACCUUAGUGGGGGCCUGGUUAGUAUAAAUUUAUACCAGGAGUAAAGGACAUAUACAUCAACAUUAGCCAAAAAAAACAUUUUGUGACUCCUUCGGUUUUUCCAUCCUUUUCAGUUAAAAUGUGCAAGUGCUUUUUUACUCUUUUACUAAUUUUUCAACAUAAAUGGAACUGAUAUGAUACCAGGCCCUUUUGUACACCUUCUGCAAGUAACCAGAUAGUAGAAAUCAUUGGUUGUGACAUAAAAGUAUAAAUUUAACUUUGCCAUCACCAAAAGCAUGCAAAAUCCUAUGCUUUCAGAUAUAAGAAGUCCCAUUUCAUCUAUUAUAUGUUAAAUUUUAAUAAAACUUAUUGAAAAAAUAAAAGGAUACAGUUUGAAGGAAUAUAAAGUAAAAUUUUACUAAAACUGACUGAAAAAAUUGAUGGGUGCAGUUUGAAGGUAGUAUAUAAGAUAUUUUUUGAAGUACAGGCUUCUCAGGCUAAGCAGCCUGACCAUGGCCUGAUGCAUCACACUACUAUGUACUUUGAAAAUACACCUCAAGCACUCUGGUCUGUUAAGAUUUUAGUGGGCAGUCCCUCAUAAUAGUGAGAGUGUGACAAAUUUCAAUUAAUACUCCAUAUAAACAGACGGUAGUUGAAUGGCUAUGACCUUUGAAAAUGUCACAAAUUUAUUUCCUUUGCAUUUUACCAGGUGUCCAUUGAGUGCAUAGGUUAUAUACUUCUGGUGAUCCAUGUCACAAAUUAUUUCUUCUUUAUUUUUAUGCCUAACAAAAGGUAAACGGGUCUUCCUUUCAGUCGGUUUCCUGAAUUUUCUCCUGAUAAACUUAUUAGUGGGUUUGAUGGGAGAUAUGUAGAACAAUUUGCAUAAUUUGUUUCUUAAGUGUAAUGCCACAGAUAUCAGUAUUCCUUUUAGUUAAGCACUUAUAACAUCCAUCUAUUCAUCAAUUUUGUUAGUCUUGAGCAUUAAAGUCUGUCUUAAAAGAAAUGCUGAAAUGAUAAAUUUCUAGAUUAAUGGGAUUGUUAGAAAAACUAAAUUUUAUUUGGUUACACACAAUGAUUUCUGAGGUAGAGGAAUCCUGAUGAUAAUUGUUUUGCCCUAUUCUUGAUAUAUCAGUACUCUGUAUCUCUUUGUUCAUACAGGACUACAGCCCAUCACCUUUUAAGUAGGAGUAUCCUUCAGCCAAAGCUGGAGUCUGUCAUUGAAACAUAGUAACAAGGUAGUUACCUGGUGUUGGGUGGUUGAGGGGGAACCCCUAAACAUCUGCUGUCACCAAUCGCUUUUUCUCCAGCCAUUGUUAAGUGAGAACAUUUUGCUACCCUCCUGCUGACUGCCAUUAAACUUUUUUUUCUUCUGGCUUUUUGGCAGUUUUUCUGGUGAAAUGAAUAUGUCUAAGAUAAGUCAAUACAGUAGGUGUGAAAGACAAACAAGCGUGUGGGUGCCUAAUGUUCUCCAUCUUUAUAGAUCACCACCAAUACUGUUCCUUCUGUAGGGGUAGGACUUGCAGUCCAACCUGUAGGGGAGUGAGCAAGUUGGUCUCCUUUGCUGUGGAAAAGGUUUGGUACCAAGAGGAUGAAGACUAAAAAGUGUCUGCUGGCGUUGUUUGGGGGAGAUUACUAAUCCUUUGAAACAUCAAAUCAUUUUGGGUCCUUCCCCCUCCCCCUAAACCUCUUUCAGCUACUUCCAAAUAAAUGAUCAGUGACAGCACACCUACCACUGGUCAACUAGCUUGAUACCAACUUUCAAUGACUGAUUCUAGCUUGUGCUGAAGAAUUCUCCUAUGUAAAAGGCUCUGGUUUGUGUAUUUAAGAAAAAUACAAAUUAUGUUUAAAAGUUUACUUUAAAAGUAUUCCAUAUACUGUACAUAGCAUAAUUUUUUUAUGGCACUGUAGAAAGAUUAACUUUCACUGUGAUAAUUAGUACUGAAAAUGUACUGCAUUUUCUAUAUUUAAUAGUAAGUAGUUCUGUAUAGUUUUAAACUUGUUUCAAAUAUUGGUCAGGCAAUUUUUUGUUGGAAUACUUAUGCACCUGUGUACAACACCUGUAUGCCGCAUUUAUAAAUGUAAAGAAUUCUGUUUGGUAUGUUGUAUAUAAUAAUGUAUACUCCUUUAUUAAGUAAAAGAACCAGUAAUCUUGAGAACUCUUAAAUAUUACCUAUUACUUUAUAUAUCUGAAAUUGAUAAAAGCUGAAUUUCAUUUUUACUAUGAUCUUUAUUUGUCUUUGUGAUCCCCAUAUGGGAAUAUCAUUAGCAGUGUCAUGCCCUGCUCAAAUUUUCACCCAAUUAAAGAACAAAUAUUAUGGACAAGCCCUGUGUGAUUAGAAAUUUGAUUCAGCAAUCUUGUUAAACUACUUUAUAUUUAUUUUGAUUUUUGUGACAGAACAACAAACCUUAUACAUUGAGGCUUAAUAUUUUAAUAAAGCAGGAUUAUACUGAGGUA
Macrobrachium nipponense is the source of this 8223-nucleotide messenger RNA. RefSeq lists its product as uncharacterized. The record is from RefSeq and is a predicted model, not a curated record. The coding region runs from base 523 to 1701 and encodes 392 amino acids. The transcript is spliced from 10 exons. NCBI's taxonomy places the organism in Eukaryota, Metazoa, Arthropoda, Malacostraca, Decapoda, Palaemonidae.